Molecule: messenger RNA, 1941 nt
Organism: Ostrinia furnacalis (Asian corn borer)
Lineage: Eukaryota; Metazoa; Arthropoda; Insecta; Lepidoptera; Crambidae
Exons: 11
Biological process (GO): proteasomal ubiquitin-independent protein catabolic process
Cellular component (GO): cytosol; nucleus
Molecular function (GO): proteasome binding; peptidase activator activity
Source: RefSeq, a predicted model, not a curated record
CACUGCCAAUCCGCUUGUAUGUAACGGCCGUAAUAAAGAGGCGCGUGCGCUCCGUUGCGCGGCCGACACGCAGGAGGCGCCGCAGCGCUUCGCGGCCGAGGUGGCGGCGGCCGCGCUGCGGGCCCCGCGCUACUGGGCUCGCGAGAGCGCGCAGGCUCUGAACCAGGCGGUCGUUGAGAUUAUUACCACUGAGGCGCGUGCGCUCCGUUGCGCGGCCGACACGCAGGAGGCGCCGCAGCGCUUCGCGGCCGAGGUGGCGGCGGCCGCGCUGCGGGCCCCGCGCUACUGGGCUCGCGAGAGCGCGCAGGCUCUGAACCAGGCGGUCGUUGAGAUUAUUACCACUGAAACAAGCACUGCCAAUCCGCUUGUAUGUAACGGCCAUAAUAAAGAGGCGCGUGCGCUCCGUUGCGCGGCCGACACGCAGAAGGCGCCGCAGCGCUUCGCGGCCGAGGUGGCGGCGGCCGCGCUGCGGGCCCCGCGCUACUGGGCUCGCGAGAGCGCGCAGGCUCUGAACCAGGCCGUCGUCGAGAUUAUUACCACUGUACAUGAUUGUUCGGGAACAAGCACUGCCAAUCCGCUUGUAUGUAACGGCCAUAAUAAAGAUGCGCGUGCGAUCCGUUGCGCGGCCGACACGCAGGAGGCGCCGCAGCGCUUCGCGGCCGAGGUGGCGGCGGCCGCGCUGCGGGCCCCGCGCUACUGGGCUCGCGAGAGCGCGCAGGCUCUGAACCAGGCCGUCGUUGAGAUUAUUACCACUGAUGCGCGUGCGCUCCGUUGCGCGGCCGACACGCAGGAGGCGCCGCAGCGCUUCGCGGCCGAGGUGGCGGCGGCCGCGCUGCGGGCCCCGCGCUACUGGGCUCGCGAGAGCGCGCAGGCUCUGAACCAGGCCGUCGUAGUGGCUCCCGCGAAAGACCAAGUGUUCUCGUUCGAUCUCACCCCCGAGGAGAUGGAAGAAGGUGAACGGUACUUGUACGAGUUUUUCUCGGACGACGCGAAUAUCGACCGCCUCGUGGCGUUCCUUACCAUUGAAGAAAAGAAGGGACGGGACAAGUUUAGCGGGAUCCGAUUCUCUAUGUUCAGAAUGAUGUUCGCGCAAUUCGGCUGGGAUGUCACCAAGAAGUACGUGACGCACGCGCUCCGUUGCGCGGCCGACACGCAGGAGGCGCCGCAGCGCUUCGCGGCCGAGGUGGCGGCGGCCGCGCUGCGGGCCCCGCGCUACUGGGCUCGCGAGAGCGCGCAGGCUCUGAACCAGGCGGUCGUCGAGAUUAUUACCACUGGCCUCACAACAGUAAUACCAGAGACAAUGGAAGACUGGGGCACGGCGCUGGCCACGGGCGUAGAGAAGCUGGACCCGAACCGCAGCGCGGUCGUGCUGCGGGCUCUCAUGGGCCUGUGCGCGCCGCCCGCGCACGAGAAUGCGCAGCCCGACAGUGACGCAUCCUUCCUCGUGUGCGCGCGCCUUUACGCGCUGCAGGGAGCGUUAGGAUCUCUGUGCUGGCGAACCGCGCCGCUGUCAGCUGAACUACUCACAAAAUUAGAAGCGGCUAACUUCACGCACCACCCGUACCAAAACGUGCGGGAGACUGUUGGAAGCACACUAAUGACAAUAUUCGACAACGAGUUAGUGUUUCCUGGAGGGGAGUCUGGCCCUUCGCCGCGGCUGCAAGACUUCUUAGACACGGUGCCGCCACGGCUUACCGCGCUUUAUGACGAGAACGGCGACAUUGUGGUAAAACUAACGGCGUCCAUGGGUGCGGGCGAGAGCGUCCCGCGCGAGGUGCCCGCGGCCGUGCCCGCGCCCGAGCCCGCGCCGCUGCCCGCGCACGCGGCGCCGCUGGCCGUCCACGUGGCGCGCCUGUCGCCCGACCACCCCAUCGCCGAUGACGCGCCGCAGGUAACUGACUAAAGCCUGGUCCGUGAGCACGUAGAAUCCCGUCCAAUGAC